AUGGGUGCAUUUGUGGUUGUUGCUCUGGGACUUUGGUGCUUCACAGGUGAGUCACGCAGAAAGAGUGAGAGAGAGACAGAGAGAGACAGAGAGAGAGUAUUACUGCUGACAUUCUGAAAAAGUCUUCUAUAUUGCUCAGAUGACUGGCCUGAUAUGGAAGAAAAUAUUUAGUUUAAGAGGGAAUUUUGGCAGGUGCAGCCUGCCAUGAAAGGGUAGAAGAAAGCUAAGCUGUCCCACUGAAAUUCCCUUACUUACAAAUCCAUAAAAAGUACUGGGACCCAGUCCUGUGAUCCCCUAGGUAUGGCCAUAAGUAAGGAUGGAAGAGAGGUUUGGUUUGGUUUGCAUUUUGAUGUGCGCCUACUUAAUUCACACUUCUUAAUAGAAGCAACAUGGACAAAUCUACCCAUCCCCAGAACAGGAAAAAUAUUAUAGACCUGAUUAGAGGCACACAUUUAUAAUCAUAUGAAAUGGCUGGCGCUCAGUAUACCAACUGCUGAUCAUUCUCCCAUCUGUUUAUGACCUUUUGAAGCCAUUGUGCAGCUCUUAAUCUCUUUAGAGAUUUCCUUCUGAAUUUUUGAGAGCUCAGAUAUGGCAUCCAUGUGUUUUUGGUCUCCUUUCAGGAGUCUUCGGGGACGAAGACAUUCAGGCAAACACGGUGAGUAAUGCCGUAUUAUCCUUACAGCUUCUGCAGUUGGUUGUGUAAUACAGAUAAAACUGUAAUUGCAAGUUGGCAGAUGGAGAAGAAUUUGAAUUGUGUUCCUCAAGUGUAAGUGGGAAAUGAUGGUGUUCUCACUGCUCCUUGUCAACAACAAAGCAGACACAUAAACACACACACAGCAGUUCUCCAGUGCAAUUAUAGUGAAGGAGAGCUGUGGAAGAGCACAGUUAUUAGCAGCGAUAUGACCACUCAUUUCAGUGGGAUGUGAGACCUUCUCUUUGAAUAAUGCUUCAUUUUUGUGAUUGCUGGGGUUGGGGAAGGGCAGGAGGAAGCCAGUGUGGUGUAGUGGUUAAGAGCGGUUGUCUCGUAAUCUGGGGAACAGGGUUCGCGUCUCAGCUCCUCCACAUGUAGCUGCUGGGUGACCUUGGGCCAGUCACACUUCUUUGAAGUCUCUCAGCCCCACUCACCUCACAGAGUGUUUGUUGUGGGGGAGGAAGGGAAAGGAGAAUGUUAGCCGCUUUGAGACUCCUGAAGGGGAGUGAAAGGCGGGAUAUCAAAUCCAAACUACUCUUCUUCUUCUUCUUCUCCUUCUCCUUCUUCUUCUUCUUCUUCUUCUUCUUCAAAUGCACUAGCAAGACCAAUCCAUUGCUUUCCCCCAUUCACACUGCUUUUGGAACAGGGAAGACAUUUUAUUUACACACAGGACUCGGCUAUACAGCUGCCAACAAAACGUUUUAAGUGUGUUGUAAAGUGCAUUAUGCAAAUGUGAUACUAGAUGGUGAUGGUGAGUUAUGGCAAAUUCAAUAUAUUUUUCAAAACAUUUUUUUUAAAAAGCAUUUUCACUGCGUUUUUUUAAACAUGUGUCUAGAUUCCACCACAGAAUUGUCUGGCUAUUCUAUAUAUUCCAAGUUUCAGUUUUUAUAUUGUGCCUUUUGUCCAAUGAUGCCCUAGGCAAGUCCACACUUGAGAAAUUUAUUCAACAAUUUUUCCUUGGUUCAGUCUUCUGCAUGCUUCUUCCUUGUGAAUAAUGGGGAAUGUAAAAAGGAAAGGUAGAUUCAUAAGGUACCCUCUUUUCUCCUGUGUAUUGGUUAUAAACUUUAAAGGAUGAAAGCAUUGAAAAGUUAUAUAAAGGAAAACCGUUGUGUAGACAUAUAAUGUUUGUUGUUGUUUUCUUUUUAUAGUUGGAUUGCAGCCAACACCUCCAGGCAACUGGUAACGGACCAAUAAGCUGCACAAGGAUUUAUUUUCCAGUCUGUGGUACAGAUGGCAACACUUAUGCCAAUGAAUGUGAACUGUGUCGCCAUAACCAGUAAGAAGCGCAGAUGCAGAAGAUUCUUUGCUGGGCAACAGACCGUGGCUACAAUUAGUUAUAAUGAUGUCUCAUCCAAUUUGUUUUAUCUGUCCCUUUCCCAUCCCACCCCACUUCCAAGAUGGGGACAUGUCUUACAUGGGACCAUUCCCAUUUUACCACUAUUCCCCUGUGGUUAGCCAGAGACUGAGAGAUUAUUUCUGGGCCAAGGUAACCAGCUAGGCUUCAGUCCUCAGUGAUCUCUGUGUAAAUCCAGGGUGCUUACAACAUGACAUUAAACUUACUCUCUACUCUCUGCAAUUCAGUUCAUAUUUUAAUGUACUUCCAGCUAAUUUGUACAUCCCCCCAAAAUAUGUGAUCCAAAACACAGAUAUUGUUCAAAACUGUAUAUUGAAAAUAAUUAUUCAAAAAUCUGUAUAUUGAAAAUAAUGUACAUAAAAUAUGAAUAUUGCUAAAAAUAACAUAUACAAAUGCACAUUGGGCAACAUGGCAUACAAAAAUGUAUUAGGAUAAAAUGCAUGCAAAAAGGAAUUCCAUAAGAUUUUUUAUUUAGUUAGUUUUUUAAAAACUCAAACAGAUGUGGAAAUGGGGUGAAUUAAGCAUAAGACUGGAAAGAUGAAGAACUGAAGAAGAAAGCACUGGAUUCAUCCAUCCAUAUGCCACAUAUAUUUUACUUCAUCGCUUUGACUGUCAGCAGGGUACAUAGCAGAACUAGCUCAAUGGGGCAUUUGCCUGUGACUUGCAAGGUCUAUUAGUGCCAACCAAUGUUUAUUAUUAGUAUUAUUAGCCCAGAAUACAGGAAAUUGAUUGCUAACGUUCCCUAAAUUCUUCUCUUAUUCAGGGAAAAAAACAAACUUGUUGGUAAGAAGCAUGUUGGAGAAUGUCCAAAGGUAGGUAUAAAGAGUUUUGUGGUGAGAAAUUGAACCUGCAGAACCAAACGGGCUAAAUUGUCGUGUGAUUUGGAGGGAAUUGAAAUGUCUUAAGCUUAUGAAUCACUUUUCAUCUCAAAAUAAUCUAUAGAUAACUGCAAAAUAUAAUACAUAUCAAAACGAAAUAAUUAAAAGCAACUCCUGGUACAGUGGUACCUCUUUUUCGAAUGUUAUCCAUUCCUGAAGACAGUUCGAGUUUCGAAAUGUUCAAAAACCGAGGCGGUCUCCAAAUUUAAUAGAGAAAAUUGAGAAAAAUACAUGGUACCUCAGUGCAAGCUGUUCGACUUCUGAGGCACGUUCAGAAACGGAAGCAUUUACUUCCAGGUUUUCAGCAUUCGAAAACCAAAACGUUCGUCACUGGAGACAUUCAAAAACUGAGGUGCCACUGUACAAGGUAAUCAGACUAUAAAGACAACCCCUCCAGUCCUUAACCACCAAAGACAGAAACAGACACACACACACACACCCGUCUGCAAAGAAAAACAACACUCCAAACACGUUGAGGAAAGGAAAUGUACUUGUGCAACAUGAGCCUCCCUUGUUGCCACCCAGAGCCAUAGCUACGGUGUUUGUGUGGGGAGCUGUGAUGGGAAGAUGAGCUGCUUGUGCGUAAAAUCGUAUUCCCUCAGUGUUUGUUCAAGUCCACAAACCUCUGUCUGUGACGGAGCCCCUCUGACAUGGCUCCUCUAGUCACUAGAAGAUUCCGACAGUGGUUGCUUUCGUAAUCGCUUCCAACAUAAAAGCUCCUUAACGGAAACACGUCUUCUGGACUCUCUGCGUGACAGUUUCCGGCGAGGAGUGGGUGUCCCUACAGGAGGUCCGGAAACCUCACCACUGUUUUCGCUGGAAGUAUCUCUGAGCCAUCCCCCAGCUCCCUUUCCCUCAGUUCAGCUUCUCUCCCCUGCUGGUUUCCUCUUCAGCUGCUGAGUCUCUUCCAACCUGUCUGAGCCCUUUCACCUCCCUCAGUUCAGCUUCUCUCCCUUGCUGGUUCCCUCUUCAGCUGCUGAGUCUCUUCCAACCUGUCUGAGUCCUUUCACCUCCCUUCCUUCCGAUGGCAGUUCCCUGACAUCCACCUCCCCUCCAGGGCCCCCUUCACCCCCUCUCGCCCCUCCUCUACGGGCGGUGAGGAGGCAAAACCCCGGAAUGAACUUCCUUCAUCUUCCGAUGUCUCGAACACUUCUCUCCACCUGUUGCGGUUCCUGGUCUCGAAGCACUCCUCCUCCUCCGAGUCCAUCUCCCUUCCCCUUCCGAUUCUGGGAAUCCUUCCAACUCCUCCUCCUCCUCAGUGGUCCCAAAGUAUUCCCUCCGGAACCUCUCCACAGGCUGAGGUUUCCUCGGGACCUUUGAUGGAACGUUUCUAUCAAUACCUCGUCAUUGAUAUCUUCGGCCAUUACCCACGUGUUUUCUGACUCCGGUUCUCCUUCCCACGCUACCAAAUACUCCACCUGAUUCCCCUUCCACCUGGCAUCAAGGAUUUCUGCCACAUGACUGCUGCAUUCUCUUUCUUCUAUGACCGGUCCCCGAGUGGCCAUCCCUCUCGUCCCCUCGUACGGUGACAGUAACGACCUGUGAAAUACUGGGUGCAGUUUCAUGUGGUUGGGUAACCGGAGCCUGAAAGCCACUGGGUUGACCUGUUGAAUGACCUCAAAGGGACCCAACCUCCUGGGUCUUAAUUUCUUACAACCUCCUUUGAACGGCAACCCUCGGGUUGACAGCCACACCCUAUCUCCAACCCUUAUGGUUUCACCUUCCCUUCGGUUCUUGUCUGCCUGCCUCUUGUAUUCUUCCUUCGCCCUUUCUAAGUUGAGUUGGAGCUGACGGUGGAUUGCUUCCAUUUCUUCUACAAAAUGCUCGGCUGCCGGUACGCUCCAUCUCUCCCCUUCUACCACUGGGAAAGCCCUGGGAUGACACCCAUAAUUAGCCAAGAAGGGGCUCAUCCCUGUGGACACAUUCUCGGCAUUGUUGUAGGCAAAUUCCGCCAGCGCCAACUUUUCUACCCAGUCAUUCUCUCUGUCAUUGACAUAACACCUCAGGUAUUGCUGGAGGACACCGUUUGCUCUUUCCGCCUGCCCGUUGGUUUCAGGGUGCCGGGCAGUCGAAAAGUUGACCUCCACCUGCAGUAAGCUCAUGAGCUUCCUCCAGAACCUGGAAGUAAAUUGUUUUCCUCGGUCUGAGACCACCCUCAAUGGCACCCCGUGCAACCUAAAAAUGUGUUCUACAAAUAACUUCGCUGUCUCUUCCGCCGUGACUGCAUGCGAGCAAGCUACAAAGUGGCACAUCUUUGUUAGUAGGUCUACCACCACCAUGAUGGCUGUUUUCCCUUUGGACUUCGGCAGAUCAGUCAUAAAAUCUAUCGACACUGCCUCCCAAGGUCGUUCUGGUGUUGGUAAGGGUUCUAAUAGCCCCGCCGGCGCCCGCCUUUCCCCUUUGGCUCGCUGGCACUGCUCGCACCCUCUUACAUACUCACGUACAUCCCCCUCACCUUAGGCCACCAAAAUUCCCUGGUGACCAACCACAUGGUUUUGUGUUGCCCAAAAUGCCCCGCCGUGGGCUGUCAUGCAACUGCUUGAGUACCCUCCCCUUAAGUCUCCUUCAGGGAUAUACAGUGCCCCUUUGUAAUACAAAGCUCCAUUUCUUUCCUCGAAACCCCUUGAUUCCUCUCCCUCAUCCCUAAGACCUCUGAGCUUAUUCUGGGCGUAUUCAUCAUUCUCUGUUUCUUCUACCAGUUCUCUUUGUCCCACCAAUGCCGCCCCACACACCCAGCGGUCCUCUGGAAUGACAUGUCUCUCUUCGGGUGCUCCCUCCCUCCAAAUAUUCAGGUUUGCGUGAGAGAGCGUCCGCCCUAAUGUUCUCUGGGCCUGGCACGUAACAAAUCUCAAAGUUAAAUUUGGAGAAUUCCUGGGCCCACCUCACUUGCCGUUGGUUGAGCACUCGUGCCGUCCUCCAAUACUCUAGGUUCUUGUGGUCAGUGCACACUUGCACCUUAUGUUGUGCGCCAAUUAGCAGGUGCCUCCAUCUCCGGAACGCCUCAUGAAUGGCUAGUAGUUCUCGGUCAUACACCGUGUAGUUCCUCUCGGAUUUGUUCAGCUUUCGCGAAAAAAAGCACACGGUCUCCACUCUGACUCCUCCUUCCCUGGCUGGAGAAGCACCGCCCCAACCGCUCUGUCUGAUGCGUCAGUUUCCACUCUCAUCGGUUUUUGUAAAUCCACAUGCAGGAGCUGUUGUUCCGAGGCGAAGGCCCUUUUAGUUCCUCAAAUGCUUGCUCCGCCUCCUCCGUCCAAACGAACUUCUUCUUACUGCUGAGACAGUCCGUAAUGGGCGCCGUCAGGUGGGCAAAGUUUGGGAUGAACUUACGAUAGAAGUUCCCAAAUCCUAAAACCUCUGCACAUCCUUCCUUGUUUUGGGUGUUUUCCAUUCCAGUACCGCCUGGACCUUGCCGGGAUCCAUGGCCAACCCCUUGUCAGACAGGCGAUACCCCAGGAAUUCCACCUCCUUGGUAUGAAACUGACACUUCUCCAGUUUCACCCACAGCUGGUUGGCUUGCAGCCUGCUCAACACUUCUCUGACGUCUCUCACAUGCUGCUCCUCAUUCUCAGAAUACACCAACACGUCGUCUAAGAAGGCCACACAAUUCUUGUAAAGCAACGGCCCCAGGACGUGGUUCAUAAACGAUUGAAAUGUUGCGGAGCCUGCUUGUAGACCGAAGGGCAUAACUAAGUAUUCAAAUGCCCCUAAAGGGGUGAACAUGGUGGUUUUCCAUUCAUCCCCCUUCCUUAUUCGUAUCAGGUUGUACGCCCCCCUUAGAUCCAGCUUGGUGAAAAUCUUUCCCUUCCGCACCCUUGUCAAAAUGUCGUCAAUCCUGGGCAUCGGGAAGGCCACUGGUUCUGACACUGCAUUUAAGGCCCUGAAGUCACACACCAGUCUCGGCUUGUUCGUGUUUUUUUGUCCACAAAAACACUGGGCUGCCCCCACCGCCCUGGACUCUCUGAUGAACCCUCUCUUCAGGUUCUUGUCAAUGAACUCUCUUAGCUCCUGCAUCUCUCUGUCUGACAUGGCGUACAGCUUGCCCACAGGGAGCUGUGCCCCAGGGAGCAAAUUGAUUUGACAGUCAAAGGCUCUAUGCGGUGGUAGUUGGUCAGCUUCCCUUUCGCUGAAGACGUCGCGGAGAUCUGCGUAUUGUCGUGGUACCUUCACGUUCUCCGUUACUUCAGUCCCUGCUAGGGUGGCUUGGGCCCCUGCCAAAACCUUCCCUCUUUGCAGUGUUCUAAGCAAUGUGCUGACCCAAAAGAAACCACUCUUUGAUGCCAGCCCACCAGCGGAUCAUGUAACGCUAGCCAGCUCAUCCCCAAUAUAAUGGGAGCUCCUCCCAAGGUGGCCACAUUAAACGCUAUUAGUUCGGUGUGCCUUGCCACCUUCAUUAUCAUUGGGACGGUCUGCAAGCUGACUUCUCCUCCCAACAGCUCCCUGCCAUCGAUCGUGGUUACCUGCAGGGGGUUGCUUAAAGGGAGCGUCUGUAUCUGGUGUUCAGCUGCAAACUCUUUGCUCAUGAAAUUGCAGGAGCUGCCUGAGUCCAACAGCGCCUUUAUCUUUAGAGGGUGUCCGUUUGGCAGCUCUAGUGUCACUUCUAUCACUAGGGCGGGUUUAGGAGGUUCUGGCGUGGGCACUUUCACUGCUCUUUGGCCUGGCUGCUGUGCCCCGACAAUGGCAGCCAGGCGUUGGCUUUUAGUUGCUCCGGUAUUUUUCCUCUCUUCCCUCCACAGCUCCCACCAUCCCUUGCCAUUCCUUCCUCUGGGGGCAGACUCUGGCAAAGUGCCCUGGCUGUUGGCAGAGAUAGCAUUUCCGGGCGCCUUUUCCCUCCUUUUUUUCCCCCCUCACUGGGCUUUGAAACUGCGCGCGCGCGCGCUGUUCCGAUUUCCAUCGGCUCUGCCGGCGGGAAAGUUGGCUCUGGAAUGUCUGGAAUGCGGAACUCCUUCCAACGUUCCCCUUCCCUUCCCGCCUCUCCAAAGCUCUCGCCUCCUGGCGCCCUCCUAGGGCCAGCGCUGAUUUGGUCAGCUGGUCCAUAGACUCCGCCCUGGGCGCCCGGGAAAGUUCAUCUUUCACAGCCGAAGAAAGCCCUUCUUCAAAGAGCAUUUGAAUGGGUUCCGCCGAUAAGUCCCACCCCAAUCUGUGUAUCAGCAUGGUGAACUCAGUCCAGUACUCACGUACAGAUCGGCUCCCCUGUUUGCAAGCCAUUAACUGUCUGCGCACCACUCCCUUUUCAAUAUCGCUGGAAAACAUCAGAUCCAUGGCGCGAAAGAACUUCAUCGUGUCCUUUAGGACGUCACUAUGCGCUGCCAUCAGGGGUCUAACCCAGUCUCUCGCCCUUUUCAAGAUGCCCAAUCACAAAAGCCACUCGUGAUUCCUCAUCAGGGAAAUCAUCAAACUGCAGAUUGAGGGCAUAUUGCAUUUCUGUCCGAAAGCUAUGAUAGUCUUUGGGCUCCCCCCCAAAUUUCUGCACCAAUCCUGGUACCUUUCUGGCGAGCUGGGUGGCUUUCUCCCUUUGUCUGCAUCUUGAGCCCUCCUCUCCUCCAGCCUCGCCGUCUGCAGCGCCAGCUGGACCUCCAACACCCGGUACCUUUCUUCCAGGCUUGGACCCGCUCCAGCCCCUGCUUCUCCGGUUCCUGCUGGGUUGCUCAUUAUGCCUUCUCCUGCACAAGCUGCGUUCAAAGACUGUCGGAAUGCUGUGAUGGGAAGAUGAGCUGCUUGUGCGUAAAAUCGUAUUCCCUCAGUGUUUGUUCAAGUCCACAAACCUCUGUCUGUGACGGAGGGCCUCUGACAUGGCUCCUCUAGUCACUAGAAGAUUCCGACAGUGGUUGCUUUCGUAAUCGCUUCCAACAUAAAAGCUCCUUAACGGAAACACGUCUUCUGGACUCUCUGCGUGACAGUUUCCGGCGAGGAGUGGGUGUCCCUACAGGAGGUCCGGAAACCUCACCACUGUUUUCGCUGGAAGUAUCUCUGAGCCAUCCCCCAGCUCCCUUUCCCUCAGUUCAGCUUCUCUCCCCUGCUGGUUUCCUCUUCAGCUGCUGAGGCUCUACCCACCGGUCUGAGCCCUUUCACCUCCCUCAGUUCAGCUUCUCUCCCCUUGCUGGUUCCCUCUUCAGCUGCUGAGUCUCUUCCAACCUGUCUGAGUCCUUUCACCUCCCUUCCUUCCGAUGGCAGUUCCCUGACAGGAGCCAUUUUUUUUUGCCCUGGGUGAAGCCCCCAGAGGAGCAGCACUGAGGCUCCCAGCCUGUGGGUGUGCAAAAUGUGCAUGGUUUUUUUGGGGGGGGGGGGUUGGGGUUUGUUUUGGCCAAACUGGGUCUUUGACCUGGGAGAAAUAAAGCCUAGUUUUACCCCUGUUGCCACCCUCUUCCUGAUAGCUGCCAGAGGGGCACAUAGAGAAGAGUCUUGAUGCUGACCUCAGGGCAUGGGCAGGCUAAUAUGGGGAAAGAUGUUCCAUAAUGUGUACCAUAUUAGGGCCCUGAGCUAUAUAAGUCUUCAUAGGUUAAAACCAGCACCUUGAAAUGGGCCUGAGAAUAAAGGGCUAUUAGCUUCUGGGAAUAAUCAAUCCUCAUUUACAAUUUGCUGCCCCAGAGAACUAGGGCAGAACUAGACUGAAUAUGCUCAAGUUAUAGUUAGAUAGGUUUUAGUGGGAAAUUGGAAGAAACUACUUGAUGGUAAUGUCAGCGCAACAAUGAAUGAAUUACUGAGAAGGCUGGAAGGCUGGAGGCCUUCAAGAAGAAGCCAGACAGGUUGAGGAUGCUCUAGCCCUGGAUUUCCCCUGCCCCCCAAAACCCCUGCCCCUAUGAUUCUAGGGACAACCACAAGCCGCCUUUAUACAGAGAAGAAAAUACAGCUAAAUAGCUUCUUUUUCCAUGUUUAGAAUUUAAAAAAACAAAACAAAACUGGAAAAAUGAAUGUCAGGGGUAAUUAUAUGGAAGAUUGCUGGGUACAAUAAAAUGCUACAUGUUUAUUUUAUAGAUGGAUUGCAGUGAAUUCAGGCAAGCGAAAGGACUCAUGCUCUGCUCCAAAAUGGCUAAACCAGUCUGCGGAACAGAUGACAACACUUAUGUCAGUAAAUGUGAUCUUUGUCGUCAAAACCUGUAAGUAAUGUGGAUACUGAACAUUUCCCCCCAGGCAACGGACAAUGACUAUCAUUCUUUAUAAUGAUAUCUCAUUAUAUUUAUUGUAUUUGGUCCUUUGCCACCCUACCUUCUUUCCAAGCUUCCAUAGUGGCUUACAUGAGACCAACCUCACUGUCCAAUGAUUGGUUAUCUAGAGAAUGAUAAACGAUGAUUGGGGCAAUGCAAUCCAAUAACCACCAACGCUAAUCAGGGAUGUGAAACCAGGCCUACAUGCUGUGAAUAAAGUGAAACUGGCUCCUUAGCAGAAUCAUAGGAGUCCCAAUAACUUUGUGUAGCAGGAGGACAAAGUAUCUGCAACAGAUGAAGGAGCUCAAGGAUACAAAUUGUAGAGCCAGCUCAGUCAAGCUUUGUCUGUAGCAGUUCUGAAGAGCUAAACAUAGUUUGUUUUAAUAAUGUGAACUACAGGAAAGAAUUUGUCAACUUUUCUCUCUUUCUUACCCAGGGAAUCCAACAAGAAUGUGGCUGUGAAGUAUGGAGGUCAAUGUAUUCAGAUUCAGGUAAGCAGCAUGACUGUGUUAUUCUAGAUAUUGGGAGUGGCAGGUAUCAAUCCCUCUCUUAACAGAAUUGGAAGCAAAAACACCUUCAUUUUUGCAGUUGUGGAAUUUUUUAUAAUGUAUCAAGAGUGAAAGAAGGCAUAAACUUAGUAUGUUUAGACAGAAUUGGGCAAAGUUUAUUGAAUACUGAAAUAACAAAGCGCAUGCUUCAUUUGAACCAGAAUAUUUAUUUGAGUUAAUAUAACGCAUAUGAAAUUAUGACUGUUGUGUUUCCUAUUUCUUCAUUUUUUUGGUUUUUGUUUCUUUGUUGCAAAUAUGUAUGACUUUACAAAACUGAAUACAAAUUGCACUUUAAAAAAGAAGUUAUGUUGAACUGGUGAGCAAAUGUAAAAGUUUGAUGGGUACAUCACUACUUCUUUUGUAAAGUGGAACUUAGUUUUAUUUAACAGAUGACAGAUUAAGAAUCCCUUUCUUUUUGCAGGACUAUUGUAAGAACUUUAGCCCAAAUGCUCUCAUGUGCCCAUUGAAUUAUAUGCCUCACUGCGGUUCCGAUGGAAAGAACUAUAGCAACCAGUGUGAUUUCUGCAUUCAAGCCCUGUACGUACAGAAAUAAUAAUUAUUUUUUAAUAGAAAAAUAACUAAAGUGAUGAUAACAUGAUAGAAGAGAAAGAUAUACAGUGCCGCUCAGGUUGUGAAUGUGAUCCAUGUGGGAUGCACAUUCGCAACCCGCAGCAUUCGCAACCCGCGUCUGCGCACGCGUGAGUUGUGAUUUGGAGCUUCUGUGCAUGCGCGACCGCCGAAACCCCGAAGUAACCCGUUCUGGUACUUCUGAGUUUCAGCAGUCUGUAACCCAAAAAAAGGCAACCUGAAGUGGCUGUAACCCAGGGUAUGACUGUAUUCAAAACCUCUAAGCUGUUCCGUAUCUACUUAUGAUGACACUGGGAAAGUUUUGGUAGGAUGAGAAGUAAGCCAUCCUACAUAUAUCCUUACUGUGUUUUUGCAUUUUGUUGGAAGCUUCCCAGAGGGGCUGGGGUAACCAACUCAGAUGUCCAAGGUAACAACAACGGUAACAACAAUGCCAAGAAUUCUCCAGAGCUGGGAUAUAGUCACAAAUCCAGAUUCCUUGAUUCACUUUUGUCAGUUGAAAGGGUUACAAAUAUGGUCUCAUAAUCAUGCUUCCAUCCAGACUAUACAGUGGUGCCCCGCAAGACGAAUGCCUCGCAAGACGGAGAACUCGCUAGACGAAAGAGUUUUCCGUUUUGGAGGUGCCUCGCAAAACGAAUCUGCUAUGGGCUUGCUUCGCAAGACGAAAAUGUCUUGCGAGUUCCUGGUUGUUUUUUUUCCUUUCCCCCCUCUUUUUCUAAGUCGCUAAGCCGCUUAUCUGCUUAUCCGAUAAGCUGAUAAGCUGCUAAAAGCCGCUAAAAGCCGCUAAUAGCGCUAAUAGCGCUAAUCCGCUAAUCCCAUCAAUGGGCUUGCUUCGCAAGACGAAAAAACCGCUAGACGAAGAGACUCCCAGAACGGAUUCUUUUCGUCUUGCGAGGCACCACUGUACUUUGAAGUUUUUUCCUGUCAAGCAACUAUGACAUCACCCAUACCACUUUAAACUGUGGUUUCUCCUAAGGAAUCCUGGGAAGUGUAGUCUGCUGUUUGCAGCUGAGAGUUGUUAGGAAACUCUAUUCCCCUUACAGAACUACAAUUCCCAGAGUUCCAUGGAAUAAGGAAUUCACUGGGAAUUGUAGCUCUCUGAAGGGAAUAGGGGUUUUCUCAGGACCUUUAACACAGUACACUUCUGCAUAGUGCAGAUGUUGCUGAAGUAAGGUAUUCUGAAACAACGCUGCUCAUAUUGACAGUUCCAGUUGCAAUGUCUGUUGUGUUUAUUUAAAUGGGAUGAUUUUACUAGUCAGAAUUCUGAUUGAUUUUCUGUGGUGAAUGUGGCUUACAUUAGGAACCAAAAUGUUCCUUUUUUGCAUAGUGGGAAGCAGUUCUAGGGGAUAAGAUGGAAUGCAAGUCAUUGCAUUUCUCAAACUAAGAGCUGUUCUUAAAAAAAAACCCAAAACCUUAUAUAACUUUGUUUUAUGAUUCUAGUUAUCCACAAUAAUAAUUUCAAUAUAUGUUACCCUUUUCUUUCCAGGAAGAGCAAAGGGGCUCUGUCGCUCCAAAAUUUUGGAAUGUGCUGA
Messenger RNA from Podarcis lilfordi (Lilford's wall lizard), 12730 nucleotides. The record is from the annotation of a GenBank genome assembly. NCBI's taxonomy places the organism in Eukaryota, Metazoa, Chordata, Lepidosauria, Squamata, Lacertidae.